Molecule: messenger RNA, 3201 nt
Organism: Nilaparvata lugens (brown planthopper)
Lineage: Eukaryota; Metazoa; Arthropoda; Insecta; Hemiptera; Delphacidae
Product: phenoloxidase 1
Molecular function (GO): oxidoreductase activity
Source: RefSeq, a predicted model, not a curated record
UUUGAAGCUUCCUUAUGCUGAUGAUAUAAAAGGACCAUAUUUCCUGCGGUGGAUCUAGUCUAUGUGCAAAUUCCUAGUGAGUUAAUUUCCUCAGGCUUGAUCUUGUGUGGAGGUCACAAAUCCUUCUGAAAUGGCUCUGAAUGAAAUAUUGUUAGCUCUUUUCGAUAGGCCGAAUGAGCCUCUAUUUCUCCCAAAAGGUGAUGAACAGUUCACAUUCCAUAUGCCUGAAGACUAUCUGGCGGAUCGCUUCAAGAGGGUGAAUAUCGCGGAUCGCUUUGGCACCGGUGGCCAAAAUGUGGUCGAUCUGAAGCAGAUCACUCUCCCAGAACUCGAUCUGCCUCUGCAACUGCAGAGAACUGCUCAGUUCACCCCAUUCAUACCGCUGCAUAGAAGGAUGGCGGGCGAGCUUAUCGAGAAAUUCCUGGGAAUGAGAAACACGGAUGACUUUCUAUCUUGCGCGGCAUUCUGUCGCCAAAACAUGAAUCCGCUGCUGUUCAACUAUGCGUUCUCGGUGGCUUUGCUGCACAGAAAUGACACGAGGGGCUUUGAUGUGCCGCCUCUGCAUGAAUUCUUUCCAGACAAGUUCAUCGAUCGAGGCAUCUUCAACAAAGCUAGGAUGGAGGUCAACAUCAGCUCAACUGUUCAAGAAAUUGUGCCUGAGCCGAUCGAGGUACCACUGGACUACACGGCGUCUGACCUUGACCCGGAGCACAGAGUGGCCUACUUCCGGGAGGACGUGGGCAUCAACCUGCAUCACUGGCAUUGGCAUCUCGUCUUCCCCUUCCUCGGACCCAGGCGGGUUGUAGCCAAGGACAGGCGCGGAGAGAUAUUCUACUUUAUGCAUCAGCAGAUCAUUGCCAGGUACAAUUUCGAACGUCUCUGCAAUAAGCUGGCGCGUGUCAAGAAGCUCAUUGACCUGCGAUCUCCAAUCGCAGAGGCUUAUUUCCCAAAACUGGACAGUCUUACUGCAAGCAGGGUGUGGGCUGCCAGAUCUCCCAACUCAACACUGCAGGACAUAAACAGAGAGGCAGAGCAACUGGUUUUUGAUAUUCAAGAUUUGGAACGUUGGAGGGAUCGAUUGUAUGAAGCGGUCAGCACUGGAAGAGUAAUUGAUUCGCAGGGACAAAGCAUUCCAUUGACGGAGGAAAAAGGAAUAGACAUCCUUGGAGAUCUGAUUGAAGCCAGUUCGCUUUCGAUCAAUCGUAACUUAUAUGGAACCCUCCAUAAUCUCGGACACGCGGCUCUUUCCCUUGUUCAUGAUCCGGAAUUUAAAUAUUUGGAAAAUGUUAGUGUUGUUGGUGACCUCGCUACAGCAAUGAGAGAUCCGGUCUUUUACCGCUGGCACGCUUUCAUUGAUGACAUCUUUCUCAAAUACAAACAGACUCUACCUCCUUACACUGUUCAGCAGUUGGGAUUUGACGGAAUACGGAUCAACAGUGUUGAAGUGAACAGUAAGAGCUCUCCGAAGAACCAGUUCUCGACAUUUUGGCAACAGAGCGAUGUGAACCUGACCAGAGGCAUGGACUUCGCCCCCAGAGGCGAUGUGGCUGCUCGUAUCACCCAUCUACAGCAUCAGCCUUUCGAGUAUAGAAUUAAAGUGACAAAUACCGGUCAACAGAGACAAGGAACUGUGAGAAUUUUCCUGGCUCCAAGAUUUGAUGAGCGUGGUCUUCCCUAUCUUUUCAAUGAUGAACGAAAAAUGAUGAUCGAAGUUGACAGAUUUGUCCAUAAUUUCAAGGAACAAAGCGACACGGUAACAAGGAAAUCGAAGAGUUCGACGCUGAUCAUCCCGUUUGAGAGGACAUUCCGUGACCUGCGCAACACCGGCUCAGUUCCGGGUGGCAUCGACGCAUUCAACUUCUGCGGCUGCGGUUGGCCCGAACAUAUGAUGAUCCCCAAGGGCACUCCAGAGGGGUUCCCCGCCACCCUGUUUGUCAUGGUCUCCGACUAUCAGUUUGACAAGGUGGACGACCCGACUGCGACAAAAUCGUUGACAGCCGGUUGCGAGCCGGCCAUGAUAUACUGCGGCAUCCGCGACCAGAAGUACCCGGACGCGCGACCCAUGGGCUUCCCGUUCGACAGACUGGGUCGCGCCGGCGUCAACAACAUGAGGGACUUCCUCACGCCCAACAUGCUCACUCAGGAGUCAGCAUCAAGUUCUCCAAUGUCAUCCUGCCGCCUGGGAGCGUAUCGAGAGGUUGAUCGGGUACUGUCAACUUGUUGUAGACGCAUAUACUGGAAUAUCGUGUACUAUGUAGCGUAGAUGCAUACAGGAAUCGGGAAUAGUUUAUUAGUGUAUACUAUCAAUUAUAGCAUACAGAUAACAUAAUAUAAUAGCACUCUAGCGAAUGCUUUCUCUAUGUUUGUAUCCGAUAAAAGCUUAGCCUGUUGAUGCUACUGAUUACUAAUAUGGGAUAUACUGUACGAUGUAUUGGGAAUAAACGUAUAAAUUGUAUUCUUAUUCGAUCAAAUAUGUAUCCAACGUAUUAUGUAAAGUCACUUCACUUAUAUGGACUAUUCAUUCAAAUUAAUAAAAACAAUAUAUAAAACUUGUAGUACCCUUUUUAUUUAAAACUUUGAAACAUUUCAACGACUAGGUUUGACCUAAGUAGUUUGAAAAUGGUCAAAGUAUGUUGAAACUAGUCGUUGAAAUUGCAGUUUAUAGAAGAAGAUUUUUCAUCAAUACCGUAAAUACCGUUGAAAUGUUUUAAAUUUUUAAAAUGCUUUAAAUGAAAAGGGUACUACAUGUGUUAUAUUGUUUUUAUUAAUAUGUAAAGUUUUUUUUUCAAUUUGCAGUAGAGUUUGCUGUAGGCUAUAUCAUAAUUUGUGUUUUAUUCUGAUUUGUAGUUUUGGUUUAGAAAUUGAAAAUGUAAAUAACCUACAUACUAUUUGGAUAAUUUGACACAAAAUAAGGAAUUUGAAGAAGUUUUGGUCAAUAUGUAGCCUGUUUUUCCUUUUACGACUAUUGUAUUGUUUGCUCUAUUUAAUUAAUAAAUAAUUCAAGUUGAUUUUGUUUUCCAUGACAAAAACACACUAUAAAAUAAUUUUUUUUAGUCUGGACACAUAAAAACUCAGUGUUCAGAUUACAAAAAAAUUAUUUAUCUUCUUUAAAAACGUAGAUCCAGUAAGAAUGUAUAAUAGCCUGUAUCUCACUAUAUUUACAGUUCCUUCACCUGGAUUCGGGCUUAGUAUUUUCAGAUU